GUUUAUGCCAUUUUCUCCAUUUUCUAACCUACCGCCUCUCAGCUAAUCUUCCCGAUCCUUCCAUAGUCUUCCUUAUCUCUGCUCAAACCCACCGCCUCUCAAGUAACCUUCCCGAUCCUUCUUAUCUCCGCUCCAAAUUGUUCACUCCUCUUUCUUCAUCGUCUCCCCGGUUCUCCAUUGUUACUAUUUCGCGUUUGCUUCUUCCAGAAAAGCACCACCGCCCCCCUCCGCCUCAACUGUGAUGGAAGAAAGGGGCUGCUCCGGUACCAUAGGGUUAUGCCUUUUUGUUCCCAAUCCUUCCGCUCACUUUAUCUUCCUCAGCACGCCUUUUUGUUCCCGAUCCUUCCGCUCACUUUAUCUUCCUCAGCACAAACCUCCGACACCCGAACGAAAUAGAAGAAGUAUUUGGUAAAGGGUGGCUUCGAUUUGUAACCGGUCGGUAGUAAGAGGGAUGAUUGGCUGUCGUGUUGGGGUAAACGAAGAGGCACCGUAGCAACGGCGGGCGCCGGUGGAGGGGGUCUGCCAUUGGUCUCCAGUUAGGUGUCGCGAGCAGCAGCAGUAAAGAAGAAGGGGGUGUUCGGUGGGUUUGCUUCGACAGUGGUUGAACGGUACGUCAACGGGGUUCUACAUCCAACUGAAGAGAUGUUGUCUCCGGUCUUCAAUCUGUAGGGAAAAAAUAGGAAUAUGUUCGACACAACCACGACAAGUUGUCUCAGAACCGGAUUUUUUUCCCAAGGUUAUAAUCCGGCCAGGAUUGGAAUGUACAACUGAGAGGGAAUGGUUCAACAAGUUUGUAUUCGUUGCUUUAAUCUGUUGAUUUUGAGGUAUGGGAUCUCAUUUGAAAGAGCUUACAAUUAUGUAUCUGGAUUACACACAUGUCGUCCUCAUAGAGCAGCAAUUGCAUGGUCAACAUGGGAUUUGAUAGCUAUGGUGGAAAAUUCGAAACAUGAGGGGCCCGCUACCCAUGCUGUCACAUUUGUGUGGAAUGCACAUGAGGGAGAGAAUGUGGAAUUAAUUGGAGAUUUCACCAGGAAUUGGAAAGAACCGGUUAAAGCAAUUCAUAAAGGUGGGCCACGAUAUGAAGCAGAAGUUCGACUUGCACAACGGAAGUAUUAUUAUACGUUUAUAGUGAAUGGAGAUUGGAGGCAGUCACCAACUUCACCUACAGAAAGUGAUGAUAGGGGGAAUGUUAAUAACAUACUUGAGGUUGGUGACGUGGCAAGUGUGACGCCUUCUAUUCAACAUCCAAAGAAGGAUGUGAAUAUUGUGAAAGUGAUUGACAGGCCAUUGACAAAAAAUGAGCAGUUUAUGUUAGCAAAAGCGGCUCGAUGUGUUGAAUUCUCUGUGUGUCCUAUAACGCUGACUCUCAAAUAG
Molecule: messenger RNA, 1374 nt
Organism: Lactuca virosa
Lineage: Eukaryota; Viridiplantae; Streptophyta; Magnoliopsida; Asterales; Asteraceae
Source: the annotation of a GenBank genome assembly